UCCUGGGAAUUUUUUAAUUAUGUCGUCAACAUAGUGGCGCGCAGCUAUAUGUUGUUACUGAAUGAAAGAGAACAGUAUCCCGGUGUCAUAUAUAAAUGAAAUUCUUCUUUUGAAUGAUUAUACACAUUCUAAGUGUUUGAAGUGGAAAAAAGGUUGAAGACGAAGAUCUCGCGACCGGAAACAUAGCAAUUUUAAUGGAAUGGGAAACGCAUUCGAAGCUUAACAGUUUUCAGAUACCGCUCGGUGUCCUUGGAACAUUAUACCUCUUGAGGUCAGUUUAUGAGUAAAGUGUCGUAUUGUAAAAGCCUUAGUUAAUGGAAUCUCGUCAUGUCUGUGAAACAAAACGGACCGGAUGAGAAGAAGAUGCGACCGAAAGAGAAAACGGAAAAUGCGCGGAAUUCUGAUGAUAAUUUCCAUCCACCCGAUGGUGGAUGGGGUUGGAUUAUCGUAAUCGCUGCAGGAUUCUCUAACUUUUGCAUACUACCAGUGUUGCAAUCCUUCGGACUAAUAUUUAGAGACAGAUUUACGGAGUUAGGAAUCAACUCGUCGCAAACAACAACUAUAUUGAACAUGAAUAUCGCGGUGACUGCUUGCAUCGGAUUAGCAAAUGGGCCACUGUUCAGGAAGUUCAGCUAUAGGCAGGUGUCUUUCACAGGCGCUCUUAUUUCCGCUGUGUCGAUUAUGGUACUAUCGAGAAUGAAAACUUUUACCGGAGCAUUAAUUUUCUUUUCGUUUUUAUAUGGUGCUGGAACUGGUACAGCAAUGUCGGCGAAUUCGUUGGCUUUGAAUACUUAUUUCAAACAAAAACGAAGAAUCGCGACUGGUCUCAGUUGGACUUGCACUGGCAUGGGACCAAUUGUAAUACCACAGGUAAUCACAUUGUUGAUGCCCAAGUACGGUAUCGAGGGAACCAUUCUAAUAUUUGGUGGGAUUGCGUGUAAUGCUGUCGCUUGUGCUCUUCUUUUGCAACCCGUUUCAAUGCACGCGAAACAAAAACGAAAUACUGAGAAAUUAAUCAUCAAAGAAAUUUCAGAUACGUCACCAUACAGUAAGACGACAGAGCCAUUGAACAAAAAUGGGAAAAUUAGCGUUCAAAGCAGAUCGUUGGAUAACAUCGUUGGCGGUGUACGAAACAGCGACGGUACUUUCAGCCUUGCGAAGGGGAAAUUCGGUAGUCAGUAUUUGUAUUACGACGACGAAGAAGAUGGAGCUUCCGGGAUAGACGUAAUGGGCCCUGGUGCCAUUAUGAUGUCACGAGCUAACGAUGGUUGGUUCUCCAGAAAAGAUACGUCAACUGUGUCAAUAACAUCUCGAACAUCGAGGAAGGAUAACACUUCGAGAAAUCCCAGCCGAAGACCGUCGAUAUCUUUGAGCAGGCAAUCCAGUCUCAACACAGGAUCGUCGGUAAGAAAUCUUAAUAGACAAAACAGCGAAACAGAAAGCUAUCGACGGAGAAUUUCGUGUUAUCAAGCACCUGCCCUUCCACUGAUCAUUCUCAACGAGUCCUGCGAGCACGCUGAAGACUCUGAACAGUGCAAAGAUCCUGAUUGCAGUCAGAAACUACAACAGAAGUCGGCCAUACCUGAGAAACUAGAAACUGCUAAUUUGUUGGAAGAGGAAUGUGUCAAAGAAGAGAGGAAAACUUUUCUGGAAGCCGUGAUAAUGUUUUUCGACCUUGAUCUCCUUCGUGAUCCUAUUUACGUAAACAUGAUGCUGGGCAUCACGUUCGCCAAUUUCGCGGAAAUGAAUUUCUCGUUAUUGACACCGUUCAUUUUGAGCGAAUUCGGAUUUUCGAAGAUCCGAGUCGCAACUGUGAUGUCGAUUCUUGCUGGGGUCGACGUGGCCACCAGAUUGACGAUUCCUUUUAUUGCUGAUUGCAUCGGCUGGCAAAACAGGACCUUCUUCCUCGUUGGAAUCUCUGGAAUAGCACUUGGUCGUAUCGUGCUGGCUUACACAGGCGAUUUUGGAGUGACUAUAGCAAUCGCAGUUCUAGUUGGCGCAGGCAAAGCUUUGCGAACAAUAUUUAUGGCCCUCGUGAUUCCAAGUCAUGUGCCUUUAUCGAGGCUCCCAGGUGCAACUGGUAUACAACUGCUAGCUGGUGGCGUGACUUCGUUGAUGCUGGGUCCAGUUGUGGGUUGGAUCAGAGAUAUUACAUCGGACUAUGGGAUCAUGCUUCACUGUCUCAAUGUUUUCACGUUCUUGACUGUGAUUUCCUGGUCCCUUGAGAUUUAUUUCACGAAACGAAAAUCGAGAAAAGCAAUGGAAAAUAAAAUGGCGCCAAACACACCAUUAAAUGUUUAAUCUUGUGCAGUUUUUAAUAUAUUUAAAUGGAGAAACAAACAUUUCCACAAGAAGGAUUUGUUAAUAGGUUGAUAGUAUUAUUUAAAAUAAAAUGAACAAAAUAAUAUUAGACACAUUCGUUUAAUUUUAAUGGCCUUAAAGGUUUCGAAGGAAACAGACUAUUUAUUAUGUAACUUCAUUUUCUAAAUACCUUAUUAAUUCAUCUCUUCACUCUCCGUUCACUAUCGUCACCAUGCUAAUAUUUUACUAUCCGUUCGAUUUUUUUCCUCAUCUCACCCACACUUCUUUCUUCUUCGUAUUUCUUUAAUUUGUGACUUGAUCUCUUAAUUUAAUUACGUUUGCAAGGAAACCAUGAAUUGAUGUAUUCCGAUAAUAAAAUAAUAAAUCAAUGAAAUUCAAAAACAAAUAUUUGAAUCCUUCACAAAAUAUAUAUUAAUAUGCCAACGUAUGAUAAUUAGAAAUUGAAUGUGACUAUUAUUACAGAACGCGUCAAUAAGAAUGUCGUAACAAAUCCAAUUCUUUCUUGUGAUAAAUGUGGCUGAUAGUGCACGACGGGGAUGUCGUUUUUACAGAUUAGAUUAAUUGGUAGAUUGUGUCGGCGCUUCUUUUUACAGAUUAGAUUAAUUGGCAGUUUGUGUCGGCACUCGUCCGUAUCGAAAUUGAUCAGUUUUCAUUCGAAACGAACGCUUUGACACCUGUCAUCGUGACUACGCAAAACCAAUAUUAUUCUUGUGGAACUGUGUCUCUAAUUUCCAUUUGUUUAUUGAAAACACUCGAAAGCUAUCGCAAACAGCGCGAUACGACGUACAGCGGAUUCUGUGGGAUGAGUUUUCCGUUGAAAUUGGUGGUGAUGUGACAAAUAGGGAUUAGGGAAAAUUAAGCAUGUUUGAACAGUGAUAUUGUUGUUUGCCUGGACGUACGUUGCAAGGGAUUAAUUUAUUCCAAGGAAAGAAGAUCUGAAUGUAGCAGUCACGUCACGAGGUAGUUGAAUUGCAACAAAUUUGAUUUACAAAAAUAUUAUUUCAUUCGAGUAAAUUAACGCAAUAUAACGACAUGUAGUUAGCAACAAAACGAUAAAAAUCGUUCAUUUGUUCGCUAUUGGUACAGGAACGAAAUAAACAUGUCGGCAGAAGAAACUGUGAAAGUGCCUCCGGAUGGAAAAUGGGGGUGGAUGAUUGUUUUGGGGCAUGCUUUAAAUGGGGAUUCGUAUUUUUAAUUCAAAAUGAAACUGCUAUUCUCAGAUCUCGACGAUAUCUCUUAUGCAAGGAUUCGGGUUGAUAUUUAAAGACACUUUCCCACGCUUUGGGAUCAACGCGACAGAGGGGGCGGUUAUUAUUAAUACGAAUUUAGCUUUUGGUAUGCUACUUGGAUUAAUUAAUGGAC
Hylaeus anthracinus is the source of this 3684-nucleotide messenger RNA. RefSeq names its product monocarboxylate transporter 6-like. Gene Ontology annotation, biological process: transmembrane transport; monocarboxylic acid transport. Gene Ontology annotation, molecular function: monocarboxylic acid transmembrane transporter activity. The transcript is spliced from 11 exons. The record is from RefSeq and is a predicted model, not a curated record. Bases 328 to 2301 code for a protein of 657 amino acids. NCBI's taxonomy places the organism in Eukaryota, Metazoa, Arthropoda, Insecta, Hymenoptera, Colletidae.